Durusdinium trenchii is the source of this 1257-nucleotide messenger RNA. Lineage: Eukaryota; Dinophyceae; Suessiales; Symbiodiniaceae. The record is from the annotation of a GenBank genome assembly.
AUGGUCGACGCGCCCAAUGAGAACGAGCCGAGCCGGGAGUAUGUGGUCACGGUCGAUCGGAGUGGCGGCCGAAAGCUGGGCAUCGACGUGGCAGAAGGUGAAGAGUUGUCGGAUCCCUUGGUGGUGAUCUCCAUCAAAGAGGGUCUUAUCGACGACUGGAACCAUUCCAAUGAUCAGGAGGUGCUUUGUGGGCACCACUUGGUGGAGGUGAACGGAGUUCGAGCAAAUGCCCGUGAACUGAAGAACCUGUGCCGCUCCGUCACGGGGCCCUUGCGGCUGGUUCUACGAGUGCCUCCCGACGAGGUGACCGGCCUACAUGGAGCGCUUCCUGCAUGCGCAGAGGCAAAAGCUGUCCAGGCAGGCUCCCGGGCGGGCGAAGUCAUGCGACGGAAGUUGGAGUUGCUAAAGAGCUGCUGGAUGUGUGUGACUUGGUUCCUGUACACGCACGAGCUCUUGGGUAAGUUCGCGAGGCUCAGCAGCGCCUUUGCUGCCCUCCUGGGAGAUGAACGCUGCUGGCAGACGCUAUCCUUGCCCAAGAGUCCUGCCAUGACCCAACGGCUGCUGAAGCUGAUGCUAGUGGAGGAGCAGGAGUUGUGGGCCUGGCCCCUGUGUCAAGUACAGCAGGUUGACUUAGAAGAAGGUGAAGCUCGGAGCCCAGUGAACAGCUGUUGGAGCUCGCAGAUGCCAUGGCCAUGCCUCCGGUCCCCUGUUGGACUUGAUUUUACUGACGCAAAGCACAGUACGCUGGAACAGCUCCGCACCUUGCUGAUGAAAAAGCUUGAUGUGGAGGACAACCUGCAGCGGCUGAUCCUACGGAACAUCCCCAUUUCCGCCAAGCCCAGUGAGGCCAGCUACUCACCGUGGGACCAGAAUUUGAUCCGCUUAGUGAACCCCGUCCAUCCGAAAUAUCCUGCGGGCUUUUGCAGUAGCUUUCUGGUCACUGACGAGUUGGGCGCGCUGCGCCAACGCUUCCGCGGCUUUCGCUUUUUCUUGCGCCCUGUACGGCGGGAUGGCGAAGUGCAGCGCGCAUUGGAGGUGACGGCCUUGAGGGGCUUGGCGGGGACACCUUGGACACAGAGAAGCACCGCGAGACACCCCUCCGACCUGGAGAUCGGAGCCAAGGCUGACGAGCUGGUGGAGUUUGAACUUGGCGAGCUCAAGGACCUGCCUCCCUGCCAUAGCGUCGUCACCGAUCGCUUCGAAGAUUGGAAGGAACGAAUGGCCACGAGCUACAAACGCAUGUUGGCCUUGAUCUGA